UUAACAAAUAGCGAAUGUUAUAUGAGUCCAGCUGAUUCACAAACAAGUCUCAAUUCAUCACAAACAAGUUUAACAAUGAGUCAAGCAAGUCUUGGAACAAGUCAAAAUUAUUUAUUAAAUAAAGAACAAACACAAGGUUUAUUAAGCCAAGCACAAAGUCGUUCACAAGCAAAUUUAAAUCAUGUUAAUAGACGUGGUUUAUUAUCAAGAAUGAGAAGUUUAAAUCAAAUUCAAUCACAAGCAUGUUUAUUAAAUAAUGAUAAAAUUAUAUUACAAAAAGAACAAUUUAAUCAUUCAAUAUUUGGUAAUAGUAGAUCACAAGAAAAAUUAUAUGGUUUAAAAUGUUUAUCGAAAUCACAAGGUGUACUUGAUAUUUAUCGUAGUCUUGAGUCUUUAAAAAAAACUAAAAAAUUUAAAAAAAAAGAACAACAACGUCCAACAAAUAACCAAGAUUCAUUGCCAGUUAUUAAAAAUUUAGAAAAUGAAAUUAAAAAUGCAGUAACAAAAGACAAUGAUAAUAGUAAUGAACAUUGUGAAAUUGUUGAUGAUGUAAAAAGCGAUAAAUCAAAUGAGCUUGAUGAUAAUGUUAGUAAAAUAGUUGAUGAAGAAAAUCGUGAAUUUGUUAGUGAAGAAAAUUUCGAUAGUUUGCAAUCAGUUGAAUCUGAUACAUUAACUGAAGAUUCAGAUGUAACAUCAAUUGAUGCAACAAGAUUAACAGUUAAACAACCAUCAAAACGUCAAAAUUCUGAUAUAUCAUCACACUCAAAUAAUUCUGGUAAUUCAGAUGAUAAAGAUGAACAUUAUGAGUCAGAAAAUGAUGAACCAAAAUAUUCAGUAUCACAACUUGUAUCAGCAUUUAAUAAACAUCAAGAAGUUGCAUCAAAAACAAGUCUUGAAGCAAUUAUGACUGAAAAAUGUAUUAAUGAAGUUACAUUUCCAACUGGACCAAAAGCACUUAGAUUAUUUAUACCAGAUAUUAAUAUUACUGAACGUGUUAUUGUUAAAAGAAAAACAAGUUAUAAACCACGUAAAAAUUGGGAAGAAUUACGUAAACGUAAUGAAAAAAAUGAGGGAGUUUUAAAAGAUUUCGAUAAUGAUUCUGGUAAUGAGGAUGAUGAAGAUACUGUAAAUCCUGGUGAAAAAAUUGAUAAUGAAAAUAGCACAAAUGAUAAUUUAAAAUGGACACAAGAUACUAAUGACAUGUCAAUUAAAAUUGAAGAUAAAAGUUUAGAUAAUAGAGACACAACAAUUGAUGAAAAAUAUAAACAAUGUGUUGAUGUUGCAAAAAAAGAAAUAAUAAAUAAUGAAACAACAAUAAAUUCAGUUGUUAAACCAACGAUAAUCAUUGAUAAAACAAUGACUAAAACAAUUGUUAAUAAAACAAAUCAACGUUCAUCAUAUCAAAAAGAAAGACUACCAAAUUAUAUUCACUCAGAUGUAAUAACAUCGAAAAAUAAUGACAAUAAAAAUGUAGCAAAAUUAACAAAGACAACAAAAUUAAGUAAAGUUAAAAAACCAAUUGAUAAACGAAGUGAUAGUGCAGUUAAUUUAAAAGAUAUACUUCAAAAAACAGACAACAGUCAUUCAACACAAAAAGAAAAUAUGGAAAAAUUACGUAAACGUACAUCAAUUGCUAAAAUAAUAUUAAAUGAUAAUUUAUCAGUUGAUAGUGAUUCAAAUAAUAAUAUAAAUAAAACAAAAAAUGAUAAAUCAAUUAAUAAUAAUGAUGGUUCAAAUCAAACAGAUGUUAAAAAUACAAAAAUAAAUAAUACACGUAAAUUAUCAAAUAAUGAUUCAUCAACAAGUAAAAUUGAGACAUCAAAAACAAGUGUAUCAUCACAACAUGAUGGUAAAAAAAUACCAAUGAGUGCUGAAGAAAGAAGAAUGUGGGGAAAAGUAUGUACUGGUUCAUACACAAGAGCAAUGGAAAAAUUUAAUAGUAAACCAAAUUCACCAAGAAAAUCAUUAAAUUUAUUAUCACCAAUUCAAAAUGAAAAAAUACGAAGAAAAAGUUCACCAGCAAUGCCACCAAAUAGUGCAUCAUAAAUAUUAAAAAAAAAAACAAAAAAAGCAAAAAAAAAAGGAUCUAUCAAAGAAACG
Aphidius gifuensis is the source of this 2100-nucleotide messenger RNA. RefSeq lists its product as uncharacterized. Lineage: Eukaryota; Metazoa; Arthropoda; Insecta; Hymenoptera; Braconidae. The transcript has a single exon. The record is from RefSeq and is a predicted model, not a curated record. The annotation marks the transcript as partial.